Pseudomassariella vexata is the source of this 1033-nucleotide messenger RNA. RefSeq lists its product as uncharacterized. Gene Ontology annotation, biological process: transmembrane transport. Bases 500 to 1033 code for a protein of 177 amino acids. The transcript has 3 exons. NCBI's taxonomy places the organism in Eukaryota, Fungi, Ascomycota, Sordariomycetes, Amphisphaeriales, Pseudomassariaceae. The record is from RefSeq and is a predicted model, not a curated record. Gene Ontology annotation, molecular function: transmembrane transporter activity.
AACAGAUCCUCGCAAUACACCCAUCACUGCUGGUCCUAAAAAUUGGUAAACCCGGCACCCAUCCGUAUUUGAAGGCUGUGCUCAGCUCUGCAAUGCACACCUGCACACAUCCCCAUCAAGACUUUCACAUCAAGGGUCGUUUAGUUGCCAGCAUUGGGAUCUGAAGGUUCACUGCUGGUCAAUUUCUCCAAAUACAUCAAUCUCAACCAGGUUGCUGCACCUCUCUCAUCUACUUUUAAGCGGCGCAAACAAAAACUUUGUCACCUUGUCACCAUCCACUAUCAGUUAACUACAGCCCUUCUGUUUAUAAGAGAUGGUCCACAAAACUGCUUCAGGAGCAAACACCAGUGGUCAACCCCGCACAGAGAGGGGCUUGAAGGCUGUGCGGAUCGAGUGCAGAGCGACAUGCAUCUAGCCAGCUCGUCUGCUCUGUUCUCUUCCCAAAUACACCGCAUCGAGGCGGCGCUGCAGAAAUAAAACGCGGAACAAUUCACCAAUUAUGCCUAGAGACAGUGAGGAUGCCGAAAAGGCCUCAUCGACACCCGAAGCUGCACGAUGUGCCGAAGAGGCCAGGUUCUCCGUUUUCACCACAACCGAAAAAUGCCUCAUUGUCGUUAUGGUAUCGUACGCCUCAUGGUGUGCUAACACGAGUCCUUUCAUUUUCCUGCCGGCGUUGAAGCUACUGGCUGAGUCCUUCUCUGUUUCGGUCAACCACAUCAACCUGACAGUCACUGUGUAUAUGGCCGUCGCGACAGUGGCACCAACACUGGUUGGGGAUGCUGUUGAUACUCUGGGAAGAAGGCCAGCGUACAUUUUUACACUAGGCUUGUUCUUCAUCGCCAACAUCAGUCUUGCGCCUAGCGAAGUCUUUCGGACAGCUACUUGGAUUCAGAUCAUCAUUCUCAUUGAGUACGGCGUCAUUAGUGACAUCGCGCCGCCUGCUGAGCGAGGCACGUUUAUCAGCAUUAUCUCUUUUGCGCUCGAAGCCCCCGGUACCUCUGCUAGUACUCCCGUAUGUCAAACCGUGCCCUAA